AGCCCUGGCACGUGAUUGGCUAUGGAUUGUACUAUAUAUAUGUUCUCGAACGUUCCACGGUCCUUUCUCUUUAAAUAGGCAAGGCGCAGGAAACGGCUCCAUUGUACGGUGCCACAAAUCAUCAAUAUCGUAUCUUGUCUUCGACAGCAGUUAUUUUAAGUAGGCAAUAUGUCAAAGGGACCAGCAGUCGGUAUUGAUCUGGGGACAACCUACUCCUGCGUAGGUGUCUUCCAGCAUGGCAAAGUUGAGAUCAUUGCCAACGAUCAGGGAAACAGGACCACACCCAGCUAUGUAGCUUUCACCGAUACUGAGCGGCUGAUUGGAGACGCUGCAAAGAAUCAGGUUGCAAUGAACCCCACCAACACAGUGUUUGAUGCCAAGCGUCUAAUUGGCAGAAGGUUUGAAGAUUCUGUUGUGCAGUCUGACAUGAAACAUUGGCCAUUUAAUGUUGUCAAUGAUGGCGGUCGUCCAAAAGUGGAAGUUGAAUAUAAAGCAGAGAAGAAAACCUUCUUUCCUGAGGAGAUCUCAUCCAUGGUGCUGGUCAAGAUGAAAGAAAUUGCGGAAGCCUAUCUAGGAAAGACUGUUACAAACGCUGUUGUGACGGUACCAGCUUACUUCAAUGAUUCCCAGCGGCAAGCUACCAAGGACGCCGGUACAAUUUCAGGUCUAAAUGUUCUGCGAAUCAUCAAUGAACCAACUGCUGCUGCUAUUGCUUAUGGAUUGGACAAGAAGGUUGGUGCAGAACGCAACGUCCUUAUUUUUGAUCUCGGUGGUGGCACGUUUGAUGUCUCCAUCCUGACCAUCGAGGAUGGAAUCUUUGAAGUGAAGUCGACGGCUGGAGACACUCAUUUGGGUGGUGAAGACUUCGAUAAUCGCAUGGUCAACCACUUCAUUGCCGAGUUCAAGCGCAAGUACAAGAAGGACAUCAGCGACAACAAGAGAGCUGUCCGCCGUCUCCGCACCGCCUGUGAGAGAGCCAAGCGCACCCUGUCCUCCAGCACCCAGGCCAGUAUCGAAAUUGACUCCUUGUACGAGGGCAUCGACUUCUACACCUCCAUUACCAGGGCUCGUUUUGAGGAGCUGAACGCUGACCUGUUCCGUGGCACCUUGGAUCCGGUCGAGAAGUCUCUCCGUGAUGCCAAGAUGGACAAAGCCCAGGUCCACGACAUUGUCCUGGUGGGCGGCUCUACGCGAAUCCCCAAGAUCCAGAAACUGCUGCAAGAUUUCUUCAAUGGCAAGGAGCUCAACAAGAGCAUCAACCCUGAUGAAGCUGUCGCUUAUGGUGCAGCGGUCCAGGCUGCUAUCCUGUCUGGUGACAAGUCUGAGAACGUUCAAGAUCUGCUGCUGCUUGAUGUCACCCCUCUGUCUCUGGGUAUUGAGACAGCUGGUGGCGUCAUGACCGUUCUGAUAAAGCGCAACACAACCAUUCCCACAAAGCAGACCCAGACCUUCACCACCUACUCAGACAACCAACCUGGUGUGCUCAUCCAGGUCUAUGAAGGUGAAAGAGCCAUGACAAAGGACAACAACUUGCUGGGCAAGUUUGAGCUGACAGGCAUUCCCCCAGCACCCCGUGGUGUUCCCCAGAUCGAAGUCACCUUUGACAUUGACGCCAAUGGCAUCAUGAAUGUCUCUGCGGUUGACAAGAGCACUGGCAAGGAGAACAAGAUCACAAUCACCAAUGACAAAGGUCGUCUCAGCAAGGAGGACAUUGAGCGCAUGGUCCAGGAGGCAGAGAAGUACAAGGCUGAGGAUGAUGUGCAGCGCGAUAAGGUGUCCUCCAAAAAUGCACUGGAGUCCUACGCAUUCAACAUGAAAUCCACUGUUGAGGAUGAGAAACUUCAGGGUAAGAUCAGUGAUGAGGACAAGCAGAAGAUCCUGGAGAAGUGCAAUGAAGUAAUUGGCUGGCUGGACAAGAACCAGACUGCUGAAAAGGAUGAGUACGAGCAUCAACAGAAGGAGCUGGAGAAGGUGUGCAACCCCAUCAUCACAAAGCUGUACCAGAGUGCUGGGGGUAUGCCAGGGGGAAUGCCAGAAGGGAUGCCUGGUGGCUUCCCAGGGGCUGGCGCUGCACCUGGUGGUGGAUCCUCUGGACCAACCAUUGAGGAAGUCGACUAAACCAUUCCCUGUCAGGCAGCUACCUCUUUCUCCUGAGCAAUGUUUACUGUGGCUUAUUUCUACUUUGUGCAAUUUGAAGGAUUCACUCACUGAGUCUUUAUCACUGAAUUCCAAUUCAAGUAUUUUGGUUAGUGUCUGCUUUAAAUCUCUGCCACAGUGCCAGUUAAAACAGGAUACCAGGGAUCAAAAAAGUUAACUGCUUUUUAUCACACAAAACUGCGUUUGUUUUGU
Anguilla rostrata (American eel) is the source of this 2349-nucleotide messenger RNA. RefSeq names its product heat shock protein 8 (gene hspa8). Gene Ontology annotation, cellular component: nucleus; cytosol; cytoplasm. The coding region runs from base 169 to 2118 and encodes 649 amino acids. The transcript has 9 exons. Lineage: Eukaryota; Metazoa; Chordata; Actinopteri; Anguilliformes; Anguillidae. The record is from RefSeq and is a predicted model, not a curated record. Gene Ontology annotation, molecular function: ATP binding; ATP-dependent protein folding chaperone.